AUGAGUAGUUAAUUUGAAGCUGAUGAUUAAAUGUUAUAUGCAGAUGAUUCUUAAUUUAUUGAAUAAAUAACUUAGAAACUAUCAAAGAUUAGAAAUAAUCUAGGAAUAGACAUUUAUGACUAAGAAAAUCUGAAAACUCCAUAAUCUGAGUAAUCUGAUAGAAAUAAUGAGCAUAAUACUUUUGGAAGAGAAAAGAAAACAACAGAAUCUAAAAAUAAUUUAUAAGAUGUUUAGGAACUUAAUUUUAUUACAAGCUCAAAGCAUAAGAAUAAUAAUAAUAAUAACAAUAAUAAUGAUUAUUAAUAUUCAGGUUAAAGUGGCAAAGAAGAAUAACCAUAUUAGAUAUCAUAAUCAGGAACUAAGGAUGAUAUAUUACCAUAAUAAAUUAGUUUUUUGUAAAAUAAAUUAGAAGCUCUAAAAUAAAUUUGUAAUAUUUUGGUUUUUAUUUUAGAUCCGACAUAAGGUUAAGAUUAAGCUAGUUUUCUUGAGAGAGAGAAUGUCUAUUUAAAAAUAGAAUUGGAAUUAAAAUCAAAAUAGGAGAGAUUCUUAAGAUAAUAAUUAACAACAUUAACAGAAGAAUAUAAUUUGAAAUAAUAAUAAUUACAAUAAAGUGUUUAAGAUUUAAAAUAACAACAUGAAGAAUUUGUAUAGGCUACAGAUUUAACUUAAGAUAUUAAAUAAUAUAUUCUAUCAUUAGAAUCAGAUUUGCAUUUGACUAAAGGGGAAUUAGAUUUAUUUACAUAAAGAUUAGCUAAAGAAUAAUCAGAAAAAGAAAUACUCUAGAAUUAAAAUAAUAAUAUUCAUAAUAAAGCUAAAGAAGAAUUCUAAAAACUUUAUGAAAAAGCAUUUAAAGAGUUAUAAUUUAUGUGUUAAGCUUUGAGUUCAGAAUUACUUACUGAAUAAAUUGAUAAAAAAGUAAAUAGAAUUUCUUAAUAAACUAAUUUAUCUAAAAUGUAUCAAGAUCUCAUUGAUGAAAAAAUGAUUUUGGUAUCUGUUUACAUUAUUUUAGGAAACUAAAAUUGACAACCUUGAAAAUCAAUUAGAAUCAUAUUAAAAUAAACAAUUUAGUAUUAGUUAUGCUCCAUCAAUCAAAUCUAUAUAUGAGAAAAGAUUACAUGUUAUGAAACAAGGUUUAUUGCAUUGGAAAACUAGAACAUAAUAAAUUGAAUAAAUUGUACUUUAAUGGAUUCAAAAAUUGAAAUAAGAAAAUUAAUAGUUAAAAACAUCACUUAUAAAGAAAUAAAAUAAAAUGUUUGUUGUAUUUGAAAAUUUAUUAAGAGAAAUCUAUUAAUAAUUUGAAUAAGAUAAAUUUAUUUAAAUGGAAGAGAUUAAAAAAUUAUAAGAAUAAAAAGUAGAUGAUCAAAUAAAAAUUACAAAACUUAGAUCAACAAUUCAAUAAUAAUAAAAUAAAACUAAAAAAAGAUGA
Molecule: messenger RNA, 1426 nt
Organism: Paramecium pentaurelia
Lineage: Eukaryota; Ciliophora; Oligohymenophorea; Peniculida; Parameciidae
Source: the annotation of a GenBank genome assembly